AUGUGGGAUGAAAUAGACUUUCUUGACAUGCAAAUAAAAAUCUUGGAGGAUGAACUGGGAGAAGAAGCCUGGGAUGAUGAAGAUGAAGCUGUUGAAGAAGGAACGGAUGAAGUGGAAUGUCUGAGACUCUGACUCGCUGGACAGAAAGGUGAGGUUCUGGAUGCUGGGGAGCUGAUCCUAGCCACAGGAUCCAUCAAUCAGGUACCGAUAGAGAUCAUUGAGUGGGUGAAGGUGGAAAGCAAGGAGACCGAAAGCCUGGAACAUCAAAAUAGCCAGAAAAGACCAAAAAGACCAAAAAGACCAAAAAGACCAAAAAGACCAAAAAGACCAAAAAGACCAAAAAGACCAAAAAGACCAAAAAGACCAAAUGACAGAGCGAUAAAGGUUUUUCGCACAAGGAUACUGAUAGAUAGAGCAGAGAGGUAUGAAAAAGCGGAAGUGGGUAGUGAAUUCAAGCAAAUAAAAAUAGAUAGGUGAUGAUUAAGAGGCCAUAAGGCCUGUGGCAGUGAAGCUGCUGAAAAUUAA
Blepharisma stoltei is the source of this 525-nucleotide messenger RNA. Lineage: Eukaryota; Ciliophora; Heterotrichea; Heterotrichida; Blepharismidae. The record is from the annotation of a GenBank genome assembly.